AUGUCUGACAUAGUUUGGCGACCAGAAGAUGAUCCAAAUAUCAGACCACCGAUUCAGGAGGGCCAGGUAUACAGGCCAGACAUACUGAACGUAAUCGAGACGACCCUUGAUGGACUGAGCAGGGAGCUAAGGGCUUUAAGUCUCGAUAUUCAUGGCCAUCCAGAGCUGAAGUUCGAAGAAAAAUAUGCCCACGACGCAUGCACUGCAUUUAUGGAAAAACAUAGUUUCACAACUGCGUGGGUAGCUACCUACACCCAUGGACAAGGAGGGCGCGUUUUGGGUGUCAACGCUGAGAUGGAUGCGCUCCCUGGGAUCGGACACGGUUGUGGACACAAUCUUUUUGGGAUAUCCGCAGUAGCAGUAGCUCUUGCAGCCAAGGCUGCUAUGGAGAGGCUGAACAUCAAUGGAAAAGUAGUUCUAUUGGGUACACCUGCCGGGGAUGGUGGGGAUAGCAAGCGUCUACUGUAUGAAAAGGGGGCUUAUGAUGAGAUGGAUGUAUGCGUCAUGUCCCAUCCCGCACCUGGCCCUCGUCACUCCAUUAAUUUGUCUCGCUCCUUGGCUCUCUCUAGCAUCACGGUGGAGUAUCAAGGCCAUGCCGCUCACGCUGGGUUAAGCCCCUGGGAGGGACUAAAUGCACUUGAUGCGGCCGUCCUUGCAUAUAAUAACAUUUCGCUUCUUCGGCAGCAAAUUAAACCUACUCACCGCGUGCACGGCAUCUUGGGAGGAAAGGAUUGGGCUCCAAGCAGAUUUUCCCGCUUCGAUCCCUCUAUUCACAAGUACAGGUGGUUGGUCCGUGCUCCCACAACAUUGGAGACGGAAGAUACCAGGAAGCGCGUUAUUUCCUGCCUCGAAGCAGCUGCACUCGCAUCUGGAUGCAAAGUUCAACUUAUGAUCAAACCGACACCCAAUGAAAUCAGGCAAAACAAAGCACUUGGCGAUGAGCUUGCUGAUGUCGUUCUGAAGCGCUAUGGUGUUAUGGAUUCCGAAUGGGGUAUGAAAGAUGCUUCUUCUAAUUUCGUGAUGAUGCCUAGUCUUCAUCCUAAUUUUGCCAUCCCGACCAUUCCAAAUGGCGGGAAUCAUACCCUAGGAUUCACGGAAACUGCACGUUCCGAAGUAUCCCAUGACGCCUGUUUGGUGGCAUCGAAGGCACUCGCGGCUGUAGGCAUGCGAGUACUGACUGACGAUGUGUUCUUCCAGAAAGUCAAAGACACAUUUGAGGAAGAUAAGAGACAGAGAGUGUAA
Suillus clintonianus is the source of this 1242-nucleotide messenger RNA. RefSeq lists its product as uncharacterized. The transcript has 13 exons. Bases 1 to 1242 code for a protein of 413 amino acids. Lineage: Eukaryota; Fungi; Basidiomycota; Agaricomycetes; Boletales; Suillaceae. The record is from RefSeq and is a predicted model, not a curated record. Gene Ontology annotation, molecular function: dipeptidase activity.